Molecule: messenger RNA, 2678 nt
Organism: Nerophis ophidion (straightnose pipefish)
Lineage: Eukaryota; Metazoa; Chordata; Actinopteri; Syngnathiformes; Syngnathidae
Gene: angptl1a
Product: angiopoietin-like 1a
Exons: 6
Coding region: 344-1807 (487 amino acids)
Biological process (GO): cell surface receptor protein tyrosine kinase signaling pathway
Source: RefSeq, a predicted model, not a curated record
CCUUUGUAGAAAAGUCAAAGCAUGCGUCGUCUGAGUUCAGUCUGGCCGGCUUUUGAAGCCUGCUCGCGGAUAAGGAAGUAAGGGAAGUAGGCCUUUAUAGCAAGAAUUAAGAAACACAUUAGUGAGUUGUAGCAGGAGGACAAAAGGGGGGGUGGAGUUAAGAGUGGAAGUUGGAGGUUGAGGACAAGGGGACGGCGAUGAAUCCUGGACGCUGGAACUUGAUGAGGACACAACACAGCGCCAAUCCGUAACUGUGAGACACUCAACAUCACUGCUGCUAAUUAAAGUAAGGUCUUGUGUUCAUUUAGGAGGACCCGGGGGGCUGUCCGUCUAUCCAGCAGCAAUGCAGGGGCUGAUGUGGAGCCUUUGCGCCUUACUCUGCCUGUCCCUCUGGGAGGAAAGUUCCUGCAGGAACUCCAGGGAAGCCCGGAGGACUAAAGAGACAACUCGCCACAGAAGCAGAAGAGCUGCACUGGAUCCUGAUGCUAAAAAGUGUUCCUACACCUUCCUGGUCCCCGAGCAGAAAAUCACAGGUCCAAUCUGUGCCAGCUCCACAGGCCCUGAGCCGGACAAGGACCGAGUGAGCCGCAUGGACAUUGCAGAUGUGCGGGAGGUGCUCAGCAAACAGCGGCGUGAGAUCGAUACGCUGCAGCUGGUCGUGGACGUCGAUGGCAACCUGGUGAAUGAGAUGAAGCUACUGAGGAAAGAGAGCCGGAACAUGAACUCCAGGGUGACCCAGCUCUACAUGCAACUUCUGCACGAGAUCAUCAGGAAGAGGGACAACUCUCUGGAGAUUGCCCAGCUGGAGAACCGCGUCCUCAACGUGACGUCUGAGAUGAUGCGGCUGGCUUCGAGGUACAAGGAGCUAGAGGCUCGCUUUUCCUUAAUGGCCGGUGUGGUCAACAACCAGUCCGUUCUCAUCUCUGCCCUGGAGGAACACUGUCUGAGGCCAAUGGGGCGCAGCGAUUUACCCGCAGUCCCUCCGCUGGUUCAGGUGGUGCCGCAGAAUAUACCCGUCAACAACCGCUUCACCAAUGAAAUACAAAGGGACCACAAUAACCGGGGCUUCUCACGCGGGUCACGCGUUAACGCACCCACUCCAAACCCGCUUGGAAUUGACCCACCACCACCCCAAGGAACGCUUACUUCUGAUGGUCCGUUCAAGGACUGCUUCCAGGUGCGAAAAGCUGGCCACACCACCAGUGGGAUGUACCUGCUGAAAACUGAAAGCAGUGAGCGACUGAUCCAAGUCUGGUGUGAGCACGGCCUCGACAACGGCGGGUGGACCGUGUUGCAAAGGAGGAGAGACGGCUCGGUCAAUUUCUUCCGCAAUUGGGAGAACUAUAAGAAAGGUUUCGGCAACAUCGAUGGCGAGCACUGGCUUGGGCUGGAAAACAUCUACAACCUUGGCAAACAGGGCGACUAUAAGCUGAUGGUGGAGCUGGAGGACUGGACCGGGAAGAAGGUGUACGCCGAGUACGGCAGCUUCCGCUUGGAGUCCGAGAGCGAGGGUUACCGCCUAAGGCUUGGCACCUACCAGGGCAACGCCGGGGACUCCUUCGGUAUUCACAACGGCAAGCAGUUCACCACGCUUGACCGCGACAAGGACGCCUUUUCCGGUAACUGCGCUCACUUCCAUAAGGGCGGCUGGUGGUACAACGCCUGUGGCCAGACCAACCUUAACGGGGUCUGGUACAGCGGGGGAGUUUAUCGCAGCAAAUUUCAGGACGGGAUCUUCUGGGCAGAAUACGGAGGGGGGUUUUACUCGCUAAAAUCAGUACGUCUUAUGAUCCGACCCAUUGACUAGAACCUUUGGAGAGUGGAUCUUUCUCAAGCACCUCAACCUCCUUCCUAUUAUUUUGUAUAUAUAUAUAUAUACAUAUAUAUAUAUAUAUACACACCUUGAAUACACACUGUUCAAGUAAGAGCAGGAAACAACUGCUAUCGAGGAAGAAACAAUGGCAUAUGGACGGAUUGAUGACCCCAGCAGCCGGAAUGCCAAACCGAAAAGUGGACAAUUGAUGGAACAAUGUGUGUAAUCAUAAGGGGAAUGGACUUGAUAUUGCUUUUGAGCAGUUUAUGUUCGCCUUUGAGAGUAAUCAUGUUCAUUUCCGGAGAAAAAAUAAACACAUGGAUGUUCAAUCUUUGCCAGUAAGACUAACCUGGUCUCGCACUACAGUUUUCUAUGCAUUUUUAAGCAGGAAAUGGUGUGUAAAUAGCUUAAGCUUUAUUUGUGAUAGCUUAAUUUAAUUCUACUCAGGCCGAAAUGUUCACAACGCCACUUUGCCAGUUAUUUAACAGUGAGUAUUUAUGGGAAGCAUAUCCAUAUUUAGCCAACUAAGAUUUCUUUCAGCAUGAGGUAAUAGCGUUGCAGCAGAACACUGGUUAUCACAGAAUGAGAUGGUAGGAUUUUUUUUUUUUUUUAACCAUGUACAUUUUUGUAAACAAACCCUUCUUUCACAUUUAAAUCUAUAAAUAGAUGACAUUUAUCCUCUAUAUUUUCAUUCCUUGAAAAGGUUUAUAUCGAUUGUGCAUACUGGAAGAUAUUAAAGCAUUGCAACCCUGUUUCUGAAACGCAAAUAAGACGAUGCAGACUAUGCAUGAAGUAAGUAAGUAAGUAAUUCCCAGACAGUUUUUUAAUUUCAUUUUGUCAAAUUAAAGUACUUUGUCAACACUGA